Molecule: messenger RNA, 2504 nt
Organism: Phodopus roborovskii (desert hamster)
Lineage: Eukaryota; Metazoa; Chordata; Mammalia; Rodentia; Cricetidae
Gene: Gtf2h1
Product: general transcription factor IIH subunit 1
Exons: 15
Coding region: 37-1680 (547 amino acids)
Biological process (GO): transcription by RNA polymerase I; transcription by RNA polymerase II; nucleotide-excision repair
Cellular component (GO): transcription factor TFIIH holo complex; transcription factor TFIIH core complex
Source: RefSeq, a predicted model, not a curated record
GGAGGCCGUGGCUCCCAGCGGCAACUUGUAGCCAUUAUGGCAACUUCAUCUGAAGAAGUGUUGCUGAUAGUGAAGAAGGUUCGUCAGAAGAAGCAGGAUGGAGCGCUGUACCUCAUGGCAGAAAGAAUUGCUUGGGCACCUGAAGGCAAAGACAGAUUUACAAUCAGCCAUAUGUACGCAGAUAUUAAAUGCCAGAAAAUCAGUCCAGAAGGAAAAGCUAAAAUUCAACUUCAGCUCGUCCUGCAUGCGGGAGACACAACAAACUUCCAUUUUUCCAACGAAAGCACAGCGGUGAAAGAGCGGGAUGCGGUGAAGGACCUCCUCCAGCAGCUGCUGCCCAAGUUCAAGCGGAAAGCCAACAAAGAACUGGAGGAGAAGAACAGAAUGCUCCAAGAAGAUCCUGUUUUAUUCCAGCUCUAUAAAGACCUUGUUAUGAGCCAAGUGAUAAGUGCUGAGGAAUUCUGGGCCAAUCGUUUACAUGUGAAUGCAACAGAUAGUUCCGCAUCCAGUCACAAGCAGGAUGUUGGCAUUUCUGCAGCGUUUCUGGCUGAUGUCCGGCCCCAAACAGAUGGCUGUAAUGGUUUGAGAUAUAAUUUAACCUCUGAUAUCAUUGAAUCUAUAUUUAGAACCUAUCCAGCAGUAAAAAUGAAAUAUGCAGAAACCGUACCACACAACAUGACAGAGAAGGAGUUCUGGACACGAUUUUUCCAGUCCCAUUAUUUUCACAGGGACCGACUAAACACAGGAUCAAAGGAUCUCUUUGCAGAAUGUGCCAAAAUAGACGAAAAGGGAUUAAAAACAAUGGUUUCAUUAGGAGUAAAAAACCCAAUGCUAGAUUUGACAGCUUUGGAAGAUAAACCAUUAGAUGAGGGCUAUGGCAUUUCCUCCGUGCCAUCUACUUCCAAUUCCAAACCCAUAAAGGAAAAUAGUAAUGCUGCCAUCAUCAAAAGAUUUAACCAGCACAGCGCCAUGGUCCUGGCUGCGGGGCUCAGGAAACAACAAGCACAAAAUGGACAGAAUGGUGAGCCCAGCAGCAUGGAUGGAAAUUCCGGAGAUGCAGACUGCUUUCAGCCAGCAGUCAAAAGGGCCAAGUUACAGGAGUCCAUUGAAUAUGAAGAUCUGGGAAACAACAAUUCCGUGAAAACGAUCGCACUGAAUCUCAAGAAGUCAGACAGAUAUUAUCAUGGUCCUACUCCAAUUCAGUCACUACAGUAUGCAACAAGUCAGGACAUUAUUAAUUCUUUUCAAAGUAUUAGACAAGAAAUGGAAGCUUAUACACCCAAGUUAACUCAGGUUCUCUCAAGCAGUGCUGCUAGUAGCACCAUCACAGCCCUGUCACCUGGAGGAGCACUUAUGCAGGGAGGAGCGCAGCAAGCCGUAAACCAGAUGGUGCCAAAUGAUAUUCAGUCUGAAUUGAAACACUUAUACGUGGCUGUUGGAGAACUUCUGCGUCAUUUCUGGUCCUGUUUUCCUGUUAAUACACCAUUCCUAGAAGAAAAGGUGGUGAAAAUGAAGAGUAACUUGGAACGGUUCCAAGUCACAAAGCUCUGCCCAUUCCAAGAGAAGAUUCGGAGGCAGUAUUUAAGCACAAAUCUGGUAAGUCACAUAGAAGAGAUGCUGCAGACAGCCUACAACAAGCUUCACUCGUGGCAAUCACGUCGUCUGAUGAGGAAGACGUGAAGCAUCCUUGGUGCUCACAGGGUUUGUGGGUGGAGAAACUGGCCUGCAGUGACUCUGGAACCCGGCUGAGGACAAGCAGAUGCUUACACCGGGCACAUCUGCUGCAUGCCCACUCCCAGAGCCAAAAGAAGGAAGGGACGGAUUCACCUAACUCUGGGGAGGCAGACUAAGGCAGAACCAAAAUGAGCUAAGUUGCAAAUAUAUAUGUAUGUGUACAUGUACAUGUAUUUAAAGACUGUUUACAGCAGUUACUCAGAAACUGCUUUUGAUUCACGUUAAGCUGCUUUCAAAAAUUAAAAGAAAAAAUAAUUUUAAAAAAAUACUUAAAGGGUGCAUUGAUUAAAAAAAAAACAUUUUUGUUUUCUGGGUAAAUUUUUUCUCUUAAGUUUAUGCACAGGGUAACCCUAAGUAUUCCUCCUCCAUCCCUCACCAGGACCCUCAAAUAUUACUGAGUUGUACUUGUCCCUUACAUCAGCACAUUAAAGAGAGUACUUUACAUAAGGCUAAGGGAGGCUGUAGCUCAGCCAUCAGGAAACAGUUGUCAGAAGACGUCAUUGGUCCUGCGUUUCCUACGGAAAUAAAUAUUGCACUGAAGUGUGCUCUCGGCCCCAAGUGAAAGGCAUCCUCGUGCCGGAUGUUGUCAGGCGACAGUGAUGCUGCAUGUAUUUCUUGGGUGCAAAUGUAUAUUGCUGAUAAUUUUUUAAAGAUGGCAUGUGCUUUGAAAAGAAGAAAUUGCAUUUUUAAGAGUUUAAAAAUCUUACAAGUGAGAAAUAUAAGAAUUGCUAUUUUCACCUGUUUAGAAGAAAUAAAGGAAGUUUCUCAUA